AUGGAGGGCUUGGGGGCAGCAGCAAGCGCCAUCGCGGUGAUAGAGAUCGCCGCAAAAGUCGGCGACCUCUGCCUACAGUACGUUCGCAAAGUCAAAAACGCCAAGCACGACAUCGAACGGUUUCGACAGCACAUAGAGGAUUUGAAGGCAAUCGCCGAAGGUGCGCAGCGGCUUUUGCAUGGUCCAGAUGGGUCUCGAUUUGAGACCGCGCAAAACCUGCACAGCGCCCUUGCGAACGCCCGCUCGCAGCUCGAUCCCAUUCACACGAGGCUAAAUGGGAAACUGAACAAUGGCCGUACGCAUCGUGCUAUGAGACGUGUGGGUCUGCGCGCCUUGGUAUGGCCGUUCGAAAGCAAAGAGGUCGAGAAAAUCAUCAGCGACCUCCGGCAAAAGCGGGACGCGAUAUCCGCCGCACUCCAACUAAUCUCGGGCAACGGCGCGCUCGCCCUCGACAUCAACCGCAAAAUCGACUUUUCAAAGCUUCCUGUCGCGAAAGGCGCUGCAUUCGAUGCCCAGGCGAACGAACACGACCCUAGCCGCCACCCCAACACUCGCGUGGACCUUCUCGCCGACAUUCACAAAUGGAUCGAGGAUCCCAACGGAAAAUGCAUUUUCUGGCUGCGUGGCAUGGCCGGCACCGGCAAGUCGACCAUCUCUCGAACGGUGGCUAAAAAGCUUUCUGCGGCAAAGGUGCCCCGUGCGAGCUUCUUUUUCAAAAAAGGCGAGGGCGACCGCGGCAGCGCGGCCAUGUUCUUCACCACCAUACUCGCCCAGCUCGUCCACCAGGUGCCGGUCUUGGCAUCACAUGUCCAGAGCGCAAUCGAGAACGAUCCAGCCAUCGUCGACAAGAACAAAAAAGAGCAAUUCGAGAAGCUCCUCCUAGAGCCGCUGGACAAGUGCAAAGGCACCGGUUCCCCGCUGGUUGCUGUGGUGGUGGAUGCGCUUGACGAAUGCGAUCGAGAAGAGGACGCCACCGCCCUCAUCCGCCUUCUCUCCAGAGCUAAGGAGGCGACAUCCGUCCGCCUCCGAUUCUUCGUCACCAGCAGGCCCGAGCUGCCCAUCCGCCUUGGCUUCGGGGACAUCGACGGCAGUUACCAGGACCUCGCCCUCCAUGAGAUUCCCGAGCCCGACAUAAAAAAGGACAUUUCCACGUUUUUGCGGUCGGAACUAGCCGAAGUCCGGCACAAGUUCAACAAGACGGUGCCACCCCCGGGGCUAACGCUAGAUUGGCCCCCACCCGCCAGUUUUGAAGAUCUUGUCAACAUGGCUGUGCCGCUCUUCAUCUUCGCAUCGACGGCUUGCCGCUUCAUUGCCGAUAUCCGCUACGGCAAUCCCGUGGAACAGCUAGACAAAAUUCUCGAGUACAAGACAAAGGGAGGAUGGUCUCAACUUCACGCGACAUACCUGCCAAUUCUGAACCAGCUUCUUCUCAACCGCACGGAUACAGAGUCGGCCGGACGCAUAGAGGAAGAAGCCGAAGUCGUUGCAUGGUUCCGCGACAUCGUUGGAACUAUUGUACUCCUUGCCGAUCCUCUCCCUUCUGCAUCGCUCGCAGGUAUCCUUGGCAGACCCCCGCUCGACGUGGACUCUAAGCUGUGCACAUUGCACUCUGUCCUUAACAUUCCGGAUAACCCCCUGGUCCCUGUCAAACUGCUCCACCUGUCCUUUCGCGACUUCCUUGUCGACCAAAAGAAUCGCGAUGCGAACCCCUUCUGGGUCGACUCGCGAGAAACCCAUAAGCAGCUGGCAAACCGCUGCCUCCAAUUGCUGUCAACCGGCGACACCCUCAGGAAAAACGUUUGCAAUCUGCGUUAUCCCGGCACGCUCCGGCCCGAAAUCAGCCCGCAGAAUAUCAAUACCGCCUUGCCGCCCGAGGUCCAGUAUGCCUGUCGAUACUGGGUCCAUCACUGGAAGGAGAGCAGGCGGCAAAUACGAGAUGGUGAUCCCGUCCACCUCUUUCUGACUAAUUGUCUCCUGUACUGGCUUGAAGCUUUGGGCGUAACGGGGCGAAUCCGGGAAAGUUUUGACAUGGCAAACUGUCUGCUGGAUAUGCUCGAGCCGGAGAACAGCACCGCAAUGUCAGCGUUGCUUCAUGACUUGCAGCGCCUUCUUUUAGCUAAUGCUACUGUUAUCGAUGCAUCGCCUCUCCAGAUCUACCACUCAGCUCUUCAAUUUGCGCCAGAGAGGAGUAUAAUAUGGAGAUUAUGGCCUAUUAAGCUUCCUGCCUGCGUUUCAUUGCUAUCACCAAUAGAUUUGGACUGGAAUGCAUGUUUGCAAACGCUCGAAGGGCACAGCGACUGGGUUAGGUCCGUCGCAUUCUCGCCCGACGGUCAGAGGCUCGCGUCGGCCUCUGACGACCAAACCGUCAAGCUCUGGGACGCGGCCACGGGCGCGUGCCAGACGACGUUCGAGGGGUUAACUUCCGCUGUCUCAUUUGAUGAAACAGGCUCGUACCUCCAUACAGAUUUUGGUACUAAAUUGCUACACAAGCAACCAGCUGCUGGUCCAGCAGCGGUUCAAGCUCAUUUACCACACCAAGAGGGUAUUGGCAUCAGUGCUGAUCGAGCAUGGAUUACCUGGAAUGGAAAGCACUUUUUGUGGCUGCCUACUGAAUACCGUUUGCGCUACUCAAAAGCCAUAAUAAGAUCGUUCCCCUCUACUGAUCGUUGUGACAGUAGAUAUGAGCAGCCAAUUGUAAAUAAAGAAGCUUUGGCUAUAGCGCCUGUUGAUUCGUCAUUGUACAGGCCUGCAGAACGACUGUCACACGGAGGCGACCACUAG
Messenger RNA from Gaeumannomyces tritici R3-111a-1, 2781 nucleotides. RefSeq lists its product as hypothetical. The record is from RefSeq and is a predicted model, not a curated record. Lineage: Eukaryota; Fungi; Ascomycota; Sordariomycetes; Magnaporthales; Magnaporthaceae. Bases 1 to 2781 code for a protein of 926 amino acids. The transcript is spliced from 5 exons. Gene Ontology annotation, molecular function: protein binding.